AUGUUUGACCAGAGGGUGGAGAAUAAGCACCAGGACACAUUGUUGGCAAUAGCAGCUCCCUAUUCUGGUAAUGCCCGGCAGAGGCCGCGGGGCAUCUCGGGACUUGUAGUCCAGCUGGUCGAACUCGCUAUCCCGGCAUGUCAUGCGGCGGCGUCAAGGUUACCACGCGCCGCCUGCGGCGGCUGCCGAGACGAGAGUAGGGUGGAUGCCAAGUGCGAGUGGGAAGGGUGUUUUGCGCCCAGUGAAGGCGGGCUUGACUUCCAUAUCGGAGAGACCACAAAGAGCUUUAUUGAAGAGAUUCCGGACGAGACCAUAAUUAUAGGUGCAGGCGGAGGGGGAGAGUUUGGAACAAGACCUUGGGGUGGGGAGAGUCAGCUCUUCCAGAGCCGGGAGCAGCCGGUCUCGCCGCGUCCUGGCGUGGGCCGACUCCAUGCCACCUCGCGCUCAUCUGACCUCCAGGAAACUACCGGACGCAGCUGUAUGACAAGCAGCGGAGGAGUACCAGCCGGCCACCCCCGGGCUCGGCAUGUUCGUGGAGGUGAAGGACCCAGAGGACAAGGGCCAAACGAAAUAACAAAGAGAAGCCGAAGUGGAGAGAAAACCUCCAACUUCUACGAAACCUUGACGAGGCACACAGUCAUAAACUGCUGCCACAAUACACUAGACUAUGGAUCAAACCCAGGAAGGACACGAAGGGCAGACUCAGACCUCUGUUCAUUUCACACUGCGCGCAGAGACCUCCAAAACAGGGCGACCCUGGCCCAAGACCCCCAAUACUCCUUUACUAGCGGACCCCUGGGGCACCGAACCACCUUCGGAGAGAAGUCAUCAGGGCAGUGCUCCGGCAGCAACACUCGCGUGGAUGAUGUCUGGUACUGAUGACAGUGCGGGGGGGAUACCGGGGACCAUACAGACCAGGGUAGACCAGAUUUACCAAUGGUUGGGUUUCAGGUGGCAAAGACGUGGUAAAAUGAGACCUCAGCUUUUUGUUGUUGUUGUUUUUGUACUUUAUUUUUUUUUUCCAAGAUAAGUUGGUGCACUGUGUCACUUUUCAGUUUUUAAAAAUAGAAGAAAGCCCAGAGUGUCGGAUGCAAUCCCGAGGAAAGUCAGGGAUCCUCGGUUUCAAUCCUGUAUCUGCUCGUUAUUCACUGCGACCGCAACCAAACUGCGUUACUUGGAGCAUCUGUAAAAAUUUUAUAAACACUAGUAGUCGCCCCGCCGCCAGGGCGAUUAACAAAAAAAAGGUUUCAAUUCUUGGGCCGUAAUUCGGAAGCAGGCAAAA
Messenger RNA from Neofelis nebulosa (Clouded leopard), 1282 nucleotides. RefSeq lists its product as uncharacterized. Bases 1 to 879 code for a protein of 292 amino acids. The transcript has 3 exons. The record is from RefSeq and is a predicted model, not a curated record. NCBI's taxonomy places the organism in Eukaryota, Metazoa, Chordata, Mammalia, Carnivora, Felidae.